ACCACUCUACCGCCAGUCAGUAAAUGAAAAGCUUUUCCGUCGAGCUAUAGUGGCUGUUUAAAGACUACUCUGUGAUCCUUGCGUCUCGGACCAAUCUCGCCCCGUUUUUUAAUAUUUUCCUCGUUCCUCUCCUCCCCUCCCUCCUCUUCUCUCUCUCAUAUUAUGUGUGGACAGAGCGACGGUGUUUCUCUCAGCCCGGAUGUGUUGUAGGCACGCGUUUUCCAGAGGCGCGGUUAUAAAGCGUCCGUUAUUUAUCCGACUCUACUUUGAACUGUUCUCCUUUUCAGUAAGGAACUGAUAGGCGAGCCUCACGCGCACGGCAGGCAGCAAGACAAUCAAAUCAAGGACUGAUCCCUUAUGUUUACUCUGAAUCGAAUUUUCAUCUUUCAUUGAACUAUGACAUUGCUUCAGCCCUGCUCUCUGGAUUAAUUCCUUUGUAAUCGUUAUUUGUUCCCCCCCAUCUCGUCCAAUAUCUGUCUCCAAGUGUAGGCUAAGCUUGUUCAGUGGUCAUGGGGUGUAUAAUUUCAUUUUUGCCUAGGCUGGUGAGGGUCUUGACGGUUGUGUAAAAGCGGAUACCGCGUGGAUUUAUGGUCUUCACAGACAAAGAGCCAGCGAAGGGAAACUAGUGGAAGUUUGAGACCAGGAAGAAUGCAGGCGACGUGUUGGUGUGUGCUGUUACUCCUGACGCCAGCGGUUUACCUGGUGACAAGUGUACAUGCUUCCAAGGGAGACCUCCUCAAGUCGGGCAGCCCCAAGUCGACGUUAAAACAUAUAUGGACAGAAAGCGGCAAGGACCUGUCAAUCAGCAGGUUGCUGUCACAGACUCUCCAUGGCAAAGAGAACACCACGGCUCUGGACCUGCGCUACGACACCCCGGAGCCCUACUCCGAGCAGGACCUCUGGGACUGGCUGAGGAACUCUACCGACCUCCAGGAUUCUAGACCUAGAGCCAAACGGCGGCCUAUGGUCAAGACGGGCAAGUUCAAGAAGAUGUUUGGCUGGGGAGACUUCCACUCCAACAUCAAGACAGUCAAGCUCAACCUCCUCAUCACCGGGAAGAUCGUGGACCACGGCAACGGAACCUUCAGCGUCUACUUCAGACACAACUCCACAGGCCAGGGCAACGUGUCUGUGAGUCUCGUCCCGCCAACCAAGGUCGUGGAGUUCGACGUGGCAGCCCAGCAGUCCGUGAUCGAUGCCAAGGACUCCAAGUCCUUCAACUGCCGCAUCGAGUACGAGAAGGUGGAGAAGGGCGCCAGGAACACGCUGUGUAACUUCGACCCGUCCAAGACGUGUUACCAGGAGCAGACUCAGAGCCACGUCUCCUGGCUCUGUUCCAAGCCCUUUAAAGUCAUCUGCAUCUACAUCUCCUUCUACAGCACUGACUACAAGCUGGUGCAGAAAGUCUGUCCGGACUACAACUACCACAGUGAAACUCCCUACUUCCCCUCUGGCUGACCACUCCCACAACAACAACCCCAAUGUGGAGCAGAAAGUUACUUAGUGGGGCUUCUUAUUUUUCCCCACCCAGAGAAAUAUAUGUUAGCUGUAAUGUUCUGAACAUAAAAGAAUGUGUAAAAUGAAUUAAUUACCUAUUUAUGAAAUGAAGACUUUUGAUGACAAUACAGAAAGUAAAGAUUUAUGGGAGCAGUCAUUUCUUUCUUUCAAAUUUUGUUCAAAACCAUUAUUUGUAUAAUUAUUAUGUUAUUAGUAUACCAAUACUAUGACUUAACAAAUAAUAUUGAUUAUAAUCCAUUUGUUUUAUUGUUUUCAUACCUUUUUUCCAUCAAUGAUUUCAUAGAUGCAUAAUGUGUACAUAUUUGAGAUUGAUAGUUCCAUUUGUAAGGAGGUAAAAUCAUCUUUUCAUGUACGUCUUAUUAGUUUGUAACAACUUUUUUUAUGUUAUAUGUUAGGUUAAUUUGCUUGGUCCAGUUUGUUUCUAAAUGCCUAGAUUUUCUCCUUUUUAGUAUUUCUUACUUUGCUCCUUAGGGCCACCAUACUUUCUGUAUGAAAGUUCAGUUCUGUGAGCUACCAAUUGGACUGCAACAUACAGGAUCCUGUGUUUUGUUUGCACCUGCAAUACUCUUCAUUCAAAGCAGUUCAAUUCCGCUCUCUCAGAAAUAACAGUCCAGACUCUUAUCCUUGAAGGCCUUCAAGAUCCCCACACAUUUCCAAACCCUUCGACCCCAAAGGCGAGAGAGCUGAAGAAGAGGAGUGUGUCGGUGUGCAAUCGAAGCAUCAGGUGGAGAUGGUCUCAUCAGCCUGACGGACUUAGCAUUGAGCUAGCAUUGAGCAGGCUUCUCCCGCAGGCAUGUUUUAUAAAAAAUAAAUAAAAAUAAAGCAUUUUACAUGUUCAGAAAUGAUGCUGUUCAUUCUUCAGCUUAUUUGGAGUGUCCCUGUAUAAAUCUUGGCUCAGAUUAUUAUUAGAAAAUCACAGGUUUAUUGUUAAUAUUCAGUUAUGAUUGACUUGGGGCUUUGCUCAUUGUCAUUGACUUAAUAAAAAUUGUAAUGUAAUGAAUUCUAUAUCUUAGAGAGCCUAAUUUGUAUGAAUGGUUUGUAUUAUACAUAGUUUAUCCCGAAUUGACCUGCGUCUGUAUAUGCCCCCAUAAAGCUGUCUCCCUCUUCCCAUAAACCUCUCUUUCUCGUUCUCUCGCGCUCUCUCGCUCUCACUCAAUCACUCACACACACUCUCUCUCUCUCUCUCUCUCUCUCUCUCUCCCUCUCGCUUUCUCUCUAAUUCCAUUAAUACUCAUUAUUGGUUCCUCAAACAAAGACACUGAUGUUGCUGAUGAUGUAGACGUGAAUCCUUGAAAACAGCUACCCUGUACAUACGCUGUAGAACUGUCUAAAUAUAUUAUACGUACUCAUCAACUGUAUGACUAAAACAUUUAUUUAUGGGGGACGGAUGGGAUGGAGGUGUACAUAUGAAUAAAAAUACUGUAAGUUUUAUCAGUUUAA
This is a messenger RNA of Salvelinus sp. IW2-2015, 2958 nucleotides long. RefSeq names its product neurexophilin-1. Gene Ontology annotation, molecular function: signaling receptor binding. The record is from RefSeq and is a predicted model, not a curated record. NCBI's taxonomy places the organism in Eukaryota, Metazoa, Chordata, Actinopteri, Salmoniformes, Salmonidae.